GUGAUCCUAUCUAUUUUUUCCAUAGGACUCCUGCCUCCUUCCAUACACAGAAUGGAUCUGAUCUGGGGAUGAACCACUGUUGUGCAGAAAAUUAUUUUCUCUAGGACGUCUGACUCAUUUGUUGUGUGUAUCGUCUGAGGCACCUAAGAACACCAUAAUGGAACUCCACGACUUCCUCAGUGGAGACCACAUUAACAAAAUGAAUGACGCAGAAAUGAACUCCACAGAUUAUCCAUAUACCAUAGAUUAUGAAGGACUUAUAGAACCAUGUAACAAGCAGGAAGUCAGAAACUUCACAAAAGUAUUUUUUCCAAUCACAUACUCACUGAUCUGUGUUGUGGGCUUUAUAGGUAAUGUCUUUGUAGUGAUGACCUUUGCUUUAUAUAAGAACCAUAAGUCUAUGACAGAUGUAUACCUCUUCAACUUGGCCAUAGUUGAUUUAUUGUUUGUUCUCACUCUCCCAUUGUGGGCAAUGAGUUAUGCUGCUGACAAAUGGAUCUUCAAUGAUGUCAUAUGCAAAAUGACCAGAGGUAUCUAUGCUAUCAACUUCAAUUGUGGCAUGCUGCUUUUGGCCUUUAUCAGUUUGGACCGAUAUAUCGCCAUUGUACAAGCAACAAAGUCAUUUAAACUUAGGGCAAGAACCUUAGCAUACAGCAAACUGAUCUGCUUGGUUGUGUGGGUAUUCUCAAUUUUAAUCUCGACCUGCACUUUCAUAUACAGUGAAAGCUAUAGCAUUUUUCUGAAUGAUACAACAGAGAUUUGCGAACUCAAAUUUAGUAAAGAAGUAAACAGCACUGCACUGAAAUUAAUGCUCAUGGGUAUACAACUAGCAUUUGGCUUUUUUAUCCCCCUGCUCUUUAUGAUUUUUUGCUAUGCAUUCAUUGUCAAAACCUUAGUGCAAGCUCAGAAUUCCAAAAGAAGCAAAGCAAUACGUGUAAUUUUAUUAAUUGUAGCUGUCUUCCUGGUUUGUCAAGUACCCUAUAACAUAGUUCUUCUUAUAACAGCCACAAAUAUGGGCAAAUUAAAUAGAAGAUGUGAUAGCGAAAGGCAUAUAAGUUAUGCAAAAUGUAUUACUGAAACUGUGGCAUUCUUGCAUUGUUGCUUGAACCCCGUGCUCUAUGCAUUUGUUGGGGUGAAAUUUAGAAAUUACUUUUUGAAGAUAAUGAACAGUCUGUGUUGUAUAGGAUUCAAGAAAUACAAAACAGCCAAUUCAAGGAUAAGUUCUGAUAUCUAUCACUCAAGGCAGACAAGUGAAAUUACGAGUGAUAAUGUAUCAUCCUUUACUAUGUAAUACAAGUAAUAUUCUAAGCUUUUAUUUUUCUCAUCCAGCAACUCCAGCCAAUCCUAUUUUUCAUGUUACAGCUAGCAAUUAUGACUAUUUUACACCAAAAAUAGUAGUUCCUAUGAUCAUGAUAGCUCCCUCCAUCAAAACUAUUAAUAAAAACAAAAGAAUAACUCUACUGUAUGGAAAACUCAUGUAUUAAUCAUCUGCCUAACUAACAUUCAUGCUGUUCUUCAAUACAUGCAUUUAUCAUUCUUAGGAAAGCAAGAUGUAUCAAACAGCUUCCUUUUUCCUCAUGCCAGUUUGAUCUGAUAUUGCUUUAGUAUUUUGGUUUUGAAGCACUCUCAACUCAGCUGUCCCAUAUCAACCAAAAUAUUCCAAUUGUGAUAAUGAUUCUUUUAAAAGUCAGACAGACAAUUUUACUACAGGCUUGCUGUAUUUCUGAUUAUAUUGCUAUUAAUUAUUUACAUUGUAAUAGUGCCUAGAGUCCAUAUCCAAAUUUGGAACACCAGGGUGAAAGCACUCUACAUACAUGUAUUAGCAGGCAAUUCAGACCCAAAGAGCUUGCCCUGUGAACAAAGGAUGGGAAGGGGAACACAGAGGUGAAGUGACAGGAUCACUGACGCACAGCAGGUGAGUUGCAGAGCUGCAAUUAGAAUUUAGGUUUUGAGUCACAGUCCAGUCUAGUGUCUUAUUUAAUAGUUAUAGAGUUAUGGUUGCCUAUAUUGGCACAGGUUUGGGUCCAGAGACCAUACUAAUAGAAGACAGUAAUAUUUCUUUAAGUAAUCACUUAAUAUUCAACGAUCAGCUCACAUUUUUUUUUGUUCAAGAAUAAUAAAAGCUAUUUGGGAACUGAAACUGACCAUUUUGUGAAUGUCAUCUUGAUAGAGAUUGAAAUGCCACUUUAUUUUUUCUGAUUACUUAAUACAUUUUUUGAAUGAAAUAAUAAAUAUUUUGAAAUAUAUUUCCAAAAUAAUUUUGAAUUUAUCAAAGUGUGUUUCUUGUUUCUUGAGGAUGGCUUAGCUCAGCAGUAUUUGGCCUUUAUUGGAACUAGAUUAAAUGCACCUUGGCAGCAUAAACAAGGCAAUUUGCAGUGCACAACUCCUCCUGUAGGGUUUGUUAACUAACUGCAGAAGGGAAACAGCAUCUUAAGAGAUGAGGGAAUACCUGCCAGUGUCAACAGGAGUAGGCCAAGAACUACACUGCUGAGGGAGAGAUAUGACUGUCUGCAUUAGUAUGAUUCAGCAUUGUUUAUAUGGUACACUGAAAUUCUCAGAUACAAAUACUAUAUACUAUUGGGCAUUUAUAGAUGUGCUCUGGGAGGCAGGCGGGGAGCUUUAAUUAGCACAGCUCUAGAGCCAUACUAAUUAAAAGCACCUGGAGCAUCACAGGUAUCAGUGGCAGCAAGGUACUUUGAAAAAUGAGCUUUAGUUCAGAGCGCCCCCUGCAGCAUUUUUCAGCACAGGGACGCUGAUACACAUGACGCUGGAGUCUACUGGAACACGGUCAUUACCACGCUCCAGCAGACUCAAUCAAGUCUGCUCCAACAUGCUGUAAUUACAGCACAUCGGAGCAGCCUCACUGCACAUGUAUUGGAGCCCAUUAUGUCUGAAUAUUUUAAAUGUGGACAUUAAAUGUGGCUGAAUGUUAAUUGAAUUCAAUUAACUGUAAAUUUUGAAAAUGAUUUAAUAAAAAUUACAUAAAUAUAUAUACAUAUAUUUGCUUUAUAUAGCAGUGUUGUUUCUAGAAGAAAUUCCACAAAUAAAACUGCAAGAACUGAUUGUCAGAAAAACACCACAAUUCAGUCUUCAUUAUCUUGACUUUUAAGUAACUGAAUGGGAUCAUUUGCUACAGCUGUUGAUCACAGUGUACAUAACUUUAUUCAUCUUACACCCUUUAUUACCCAGACCUGUUCAGUGUCUCCCCUUCUCCUUAAAAAUUUGGAUAUUCGAAUGUGUACUAUAUUUGUUAUAUAUAUGAUGGAAAAUACAUCAUUUAAAAGUUUGUCUACUGUUAUUGCCUUUAUUAUUUUUGAAAGUGAAACUUUGGCUUCAGCAGAUAUUCUAUGUAGUGUUUGAGAAAUUACAUAAGUAAGAUAUGCUUGUUUUAUUUUAUAUUCUGUGCAAUAAACUCCUUAUUGGGUUUUGUUUA
This is a messenger RNA of Alligator mississippiensis (American alligator), 3433 nucleotides long. It is a transcript of the gene CCR6, whose product is annotated as C-C motif chemokine receptor 6. Gene Ontology annotation, biological process: G protein-coupled receptor signaling pathway; positive regulation of dendritic cell chemotaxis; thymocyte migration. The record is from RefSeq and is a predicted model, not a curated record. Gene Ontology annotation, cellular component: membrane. Bases 158 to 1291 code for a protein of 377 amino acids. Lineage: Eukaryota; Metazoa; Chordata; Crocodylia; Alligatoridae. Gene Ontology annotation, molecular function: chemokine receptor activity. The transcript has 3 exons.